CCACCCCCAUAGCCCAGGGACCCGCUCGCGGUGCCUGCCGGGAGUCCUUCCCUGUGCUCCUUCAGUAAGAUGGAGGAAUCGGCCUUGGAUGAUUUUCUCAAGAGGAACCGGGAGAUGGCGGAUUGCAGUUUGGAGCGGCUCCGGGGCCUGUCCGAAAGUGACAAACACUGGACGGCGCGAAGGAGCUUUCUGGUCCGGAACCUGUCCGAUUACCCGCGGGAUCGCCUGGAUUACUUGGUCGCCCUUUCCAUGGUCUGGGCCAACCAUGUCUUCAUGGGUUGCCGUUAUAGUGAUCAGCUUAUGGAAAAGGUUUUGGAUAUGGCGGAUGGAGUUCAUGUAGAAGAUGCACCACAUUUCACCACAAGAGAUGAAAUAAUGAAACAGAGAAAGUAAAGAGACUACGCCAGGACAGAGGUCUUUUGAUGGAACUGCAGUUUAUACUGUAACCUUCCCAGGAGUUGCAGAGAAGACAUACUGAGAUUACUGAGUCUAAAGUACCCAGUGAGACAAAGAAUCAAAUUUAUUGCAGAUUUCUAAUCUGAAUCUAGUACCAGAUUCUAUUUAGUAUGGUUACAUUGUUAACCAUAACGAUUGCAGAAGAGUUGUGUAGUUCUUUUACACAGUUGUAAAUGGGAAUUGGGCACAGACCUGCUUAGGGAGUGGUUGGAACAUUGUAAAAUAUUUUCAUCCAGGGCUCAAAAUGUUAAAUGAUUUCAGAGUUGGCAUUAAAUGUUUGUAUGAAUUUAUCAGUUAAAUUGAUGACCAAGCUAUUCCCUGUAUUCGUGGGUCAAAGUAAAGUAAUUGCUAAUUACGUGAUGCUGCUUUUUGCAGGAGAAGAAAAGUGCUUUUCUAUUUAGAGAUAGUGGGAACUGCAGAUGCUGGAGAAUCUGAGAUAACAAGGUGUAGAGCUGGAUGAACACAGCAGGCCAAACAGCAUCAGAGGAGCAGGAAGGCUGACGUUUCGGGCCUAGACCCUUAGGCCUGCUGUGUUCAUCCAGCUCUACGCCUUGUUAUCUCUGCUUUUCUUUUUAAACUGUUUGGAGCAGGUACUUACUACAUUUGGAAAAGGAAUAUUUUAAUGGAAUUAAUUUCAUCUGCAUUUCACAAAAUAAAUUGUAUGAUGUUGUUUGGCAUUUAGAAGAAGGUCCGACAUCUAUUUAUAAUCUUGCUGUCUCCAAUUAGUAAGUAGAUAAAAUUGAAUUUAAGGAGCCAGUAUAUUUAUUGUUAUUUCCAGACCUGUGCUGAGUUCCCAUUUCCCCAUUCUGUUCUCGCUAAUGUGUAUAUUUGGAUUUUUUGGGGUAGACACGCAGUUUGAUAGUGAAUACAUUAGUUUUUAAAUAUUCAUCAGUUGGAUUCCUACUUUGUUGUAAAAGUCUGAUAUAGCUGUUCUUGACCAAAAUUUGAUGUGCUAUUUGUUAUGUGUUAUGAUUUCAAAUGUUUAGAAUCUUGGAUGCCCAAUUAAACACCCUAAUGACUGAUAGUAUCUUGGAUUUAUUUUGUGGUAAUGAUUCUGUAGUAUCUAUGAAAUGCCACAGAAAUAGGUGUGCUGAGUGAUUAAGGAUGAUCUACAGGUGGACAGUUGGAUCAUUUUAGAUCUAUGCCCUUUUUCAAUCAGAGUUACACUAAUACCUUGUCAUAAUUGCAAUUUUGAUCUUCUGUGGUUAUCUGAUUCAUUUUGAUGUAGAAAAUAUCUACUUUUGUCUCUUGUUUUAAAUUUUUGCAUUGGUUUUGUUAACAGUAUGAGCAGGAUCUUAAUUAUAUAAUUUCCCAAGGCAAUAAAUUGACCUCAAAUUA
Molecule: messenger RNA, 1794 nt
Organism: Rhincodon typus (whale shark)
Lineage: Eukaryota; Metazoa; Chordata; Chondrichthyes; Orectolobiformes; Rhincodontidae
Gene: xtbd1
Product: CDKN2A interacting protein N-terminal like
Exons: 3
Coding region: 70-393 (107 amino acids)
Source: RefSeq, a predicted model, not a curated record